UUCUCACGGCAUGAUUCCGCGUGUGGAAAUUAUAAACUCAUAAUAAUGCUGUUGUUUCGAAUGAUAUUAAUUAUUUCGGUGGUGCAAGUGGAACCCUUUGGAUUACCAAGUUUGGGUGACCUUUGGAAAUUUACAAAAUUUGCCUUUGAACUUGGUGGAAAAAUAAAAUCAGGCUACGAUGUCAUCGAGGGCCUGAUCAAUCCGGAUCAAACUGAGAAAUUGAUAGGCCAGAUCCUAACGGAAGUAACUGCAAUAACUAAGAAAGUGGAUGCCCUAGAAGUGCGACUAGACAUAAAACUAGAUCAAAUAGUUGAAUCUCUAGUCGAAAGGAUAACACUUGUUCAGAAGCUAGAUGCGUCUUUCCUUGAACUCCACAAAAUGAUUGUGAGAAUUGACGACAUGUGGGAGAACUUCCUCAGCUAUACAAAACAGAUGCAGAAGUUCAAUAAUGACACAAUAGGCGGAUUCAUUGAUGUAGCUACUGGACCGCAACAGGGUGGACUCCAGGAUCUCCUGGAACAGAUCCAUCGAUUAAUCGUUCCUCUCAGGACAGCGCACAUCAGAGACAGUGUAUUUCUCACUCUGCUGGAGGAACAGAAGGCAACUCAAUUGAUCACCUGCGAUCAGCCUCUGUCAAAUUACGGAACAAUCUAUCAAAUUUAUACUACUCUUGCUCUCACAGAACUCCGAGGAUAUGUUAUGACCGUUGCUUCUUACGGCUUUGGCAAAUGGGAAAAACUGAAAAUGGGGAAGGAUUACGAUUUCAUCAGGGGUUCACAGAAUAUUCUACACUUGGAUGACGUAUCAGUACCUGAGGGGCGCGUUGCUAUAGGAGUGCGAUUCAAACACGUCAACGAUAUAUCCCAAAAGACAAAUAAUCCUAUUGAAAUCGAAGUUUUGUCGGCGCCUUAUAACUACGAAUCAGGCUCUCUAAUAGUGGGUCCAGUAACUUGGAUUAAUUCCGGGGUACGAAGCGCAAGGAAAUCGAUUGUAUUCAACUCCCCGGAUCUUCCGACCAAAUAUAUGAACAAUGUGCCGACCCUCGAGAAAAAUUUGUUUGUGAAAUUCCGAGCAUCUGAUGUUGAUAAAGAUGCUGGUUCAUCAACGGUCCCAUUUUUCGACUCACAGGACAUGACUCUUGAUCCUCCAGUGCCACUACAAGGUGUUGGUCUUUUCUUCAAGGGCCAUAAAGACGGAUGGUUCGGUGGAUUUCUUGCAUUUCGUAUUUAUACUCUUGACUUCACCAAAUAUCUUAAUCCGCAAUUACCUACAGAGAAGCAAAAAACUUACGAGAAAAUGUACGGACAGCCUCUAUAUACGCCGUCGAAGAACAUUGCACUUGCAUAAGUCUAGUUGCUUUUUGUUUUAUUGCAUAAAGAAGACAUUAUAUUAUACUGUCGACGCAUAAUCUUCAGUCCAUAAUUAAUUUUAAUUAGUAGUUUUUGGGUUGACUGGGUACUUUCUAUAAUGGCUUUUAUCAUGGCAUUAACUUGUCAAAUUAGUUUCAAUUAAACUUCAAAAUUAGUUCAAAAUUUUGUUGUUGUAUCAUCUCGUGAAAUAUCGGAAAAGAAACAUUAAGUAAUUGUAUAGUAAUGUAUAUACAGGGAGAAUUCAGCAUAAUAAAUAAUAAUGGCCAUAGAAGAAAACGGUAUACAAUACAUUCUAAAUAACCAUUCUUUGAAUAUCCAUUAAUAAACACGAGCGUGGGCUACUGUAUACUCUACCAUAUUAAACAUAAUAAUAACAGUAAUAAUUGCAAGGCAAUAUGGGAAAAUUUAUCAUGGAGCACAGCAAUUGGUCCUACACUCUGAUAACGUUAAAUAUGUGCGAACGUGUGUACUAAUUGUUUAGAUUUGGCAAAACUAUUCAGACGAUACGAAAUUGUUUCAUUUUAUCCCACAAACAUACAUUCAAAAAAUGUAAAUAA
Molecule: messenger RNA, 1927 nt
Organism: Fopius arisanus
Lineage: Eukaryota; Metazoa; Arthropoda; Insecta; Hymenoptera; Braconidae
Source: RefSeq, a predicted model, not a curated record